AAAGAAAAUGCGAAGGCACACCACACCAUCAAUUACGAAUUGGUACACCUUGAUCCACCGACCGCUGUCCUAAGAAGAGGCCAGUCGUUUAAUGUCGCCUUGAGAUUUAAUCGAGAAUAUAUAGCUGAAACAGACAUCGUUAGAUUGCUAUUCAAUUUUGGACCAAAUCCGAAUGUUUUAAGGGGAACUAGAGGAGUGAACACUAUUACCCUUAGAGAUAGUUACCUAACCGAUUUAGAGGCAUGGGGUGUACGUAUGGUAGGUCUCAAUGGCGUAGAUUUAUCCGUAGAAGUGAGAAGUCCCAUUGAUAGCCCUGUUGGUGUAUGGCAAUUGAAUGUAGAGACUACCAUCGUGGGAAGCAAAAGACACCCGAAUACUUACAAUUACGAUAAGGAUAUCUAUCUGUUAUUUAAUCCGUGGAUGAAAGAGGAUCUAGUAUAUAUGGAGGACGAGCAGCUUUUGGAUGAGUACGUUUUGAAUGAUGUUGGAAAAAUAUGGGUUGGUCCAUGGGGAAGUUCACGUGGCAGAGAGUGGGUGUUCGGUCAAUUUGAUGCUUGCGUACUUAAAGCUUGCCAGUUGUUACUAGAAAGAUCCGCUAUCAAAGCUGAUUCCAGAAGAGAUCCGGUUCAAAUGUGUAGAGCUAUUUCAAGAAUCAUAAACUCCAACGACGACAGAGGUGUGGUCGUAGGUCGUUGGGACGGCGAUUAUGCCGAUGGUACUGCGCCAGCAGCUUGGACCGGAAGUGUACCGAUCCUCGAGCAAUUUUUGGAGACCGAAGAAUCCGUCAAAUAUGGCCAAUGCUGGGUAUUCGCUGGUGUCGUGACCACUGUUUGUCGUGCUCUCGGUAUACCAUCCAGAGUGGUGUCGAACUUGGUAUCAGCCCACGAUGCAAAUGCCUCGCUUUCAAUUGACCGUUAUUACAACUUGGCCAACGAGGAGUUAGAUUACGAUCCAAAUAAUUUAGACGGCGAAGAUUCCAUCUGGAAUUAUCACGUUUGGAAUGAUGUCUGGAUGGCUAGGCCAGACUUACCUGCAGGCUAUGGUGGUUGGCAGGCUAUUGAUUCUACUCCACAAGAACCAUCAGAAGGUGUUUAUCAAUGUGGACCAGCUUCCGUUGAGGCAAUUAAACAAGGAGUUGUCGGAUAUAAUUAUGACGUGACGUUUAUGCUGGCUUCCGUAAACGCUGACCUCAUGAGAUGGAUGGAAGACUCCGAAAGCGAGUUAGGGUACCGGAAAAUCGACUGCAAUAAGUAUCACAUUGGGCGGAUGAUCUUGACGAAAGCACCUUGGAUUUUCGAUCCUAAUGGCGACAGAGAUAGAGAAGACAUAACGUCCUUAUACAAAGCGAAAGAAGGAUCGGAUGUCGAGCGACUGACACUGUAUAGAGCAGUACGCAGUACGGAACUCGCUAAAAGAUUCUACUCCUUACCCUCACCGGCGAAAGAAGAUGUCGAAUUCGAUCUUGUGGAAAUCGAACGAGUAAAAAUUGGCAAACCGUUUGCAGUUAUAGUGAACAUGAAGAAUAAAUCAAAUGAGAUGCGUAGUAUUCAAGCCGUCCUGUCCGCUGGUAGCGUGUACUAUACGGGAAUCAAGGCACACCUGGUAAAGAGGGCAAAUGGUACCUUCAAUCUCCAACCACAUGCCAGCGAACAGUUGAGGCUCAGGGUCACGGCCGACGAUUAUUUAGACAAACUCGUUGAGUAUUGCAAUAUGAAACUUUAUUGCAUUUGCACGGUUGUGGAGACUAAACAGACCUGGGCCGAUGAAGAUGACUUUCAGGUCUUGAAGCCGAAUAUCGUGAUCAAGAUCGAAGAUGAACCCAUGGUGGGAAGGCCAUCGACCAUCAGCCUCAGUUUUAAGAAUCCCUUGCAAAAGACAUUAACAGACUGUAAAUUUAAUUAUGCUGGUCCAGGAUUAACAAAAAAUAAGACUCUAUCAUUUAGAGAUGUCGAACCAGAAGAAGAUGUUUAUGUGGAACAUCAACUGGUUCCUCAAAGAGCUGGAUCCCAGAAGAUCAUUGCCACUUUCACUUCGAAAGAACUCGUGGAUGUCACAGGAAGCACCACUGUUGACGUUUACGACAUGGACGAAUAAAAUUUUUUUAAUUCGUUAGGUUUUCAUCUUCAUUACAAAUCGAUAACAUACGAUAUUAAUUCAUGAUGUAUUAAUUCAUUGACUCAUUACUCUUGCAUUGUAAAAGUACUCCUUUUCCGGUCGAUGACUAUAUGAUAUCUAUAAAAACGUCUGACUCGUUAUUGAAAUGUAUAGCUAUCUGAAUUACGUGAUUCGUUUUCAGACACGGCUUCAGACCGCGUACAAUUAUAUAA
Messenger RNA from Eufriesea mexicana, 2327 nucleotides. Its product is annotated as hemocyte protein-glutamine gamma-glutamyltransferase. The annotation marks the transcript as partial. Gene Ontology annotation, biological process: peptide cross-linking. The transcript is spliced from 7 exons. Gene Ontology annotation, molecular function: protein-glutamine gamma-glutamyltransferase activity. NCBI's taxonomy places the organism in Eukaryota, Metazoa, Arthropoda, Insecta, Hymenoptera, Apidae. The record is from RefSeq and is a predicted model, not a curated record.